Messenger RNA from Cyprinus carpio (common carp), 2100 nucleotides. RefSeq names its product GTPase IMAP family member 8-like. The record is from RefSeq and is a predicted model, not a curated record. The annotation marks the transcript as partial. The transcript has 3 exons. NCBI's taxonomy places the organism in Eukaryota, Metazoa, Chordata, Actinopteri, Cypriniformes, Cyprinidae.
AACACUCCUCACCUGCUCCAGAAGAAUCUCCCACACCAUCAGAUCACACAGACAGUGAGAGAGUGUGUGUCUCUGUCUGCUCCAGGACCUCAUGUGAUCAUACUCAUACUGCAGUAUAAUGACUUCAGAGAGAACGACAGACACAGAGUGAAAUAUCUGCUGAACCUCUUCAGUGAGCAGGCCAUGAAACACACUAUAGUGCUGACUACUGAUGAAGAGCCACGCAGACUCAUGUCUCUGCCUUUUAAGAGCACAAAUAAUGCUAUUCAUGAUUUAAUAAAGGAGUGUGGAGGAGGACAUCUACAGUUUGAUACAGUAAACACUAGACGGCGCUCUGAGUUGUUCAGAAGAACAGAAGAGAUACUCAAGAAAGAACAUGAAGAAUUUCUCCUCUGUAACAUGUAUGAGGAUGGAGGUGAUGGAUCAUCAGUGGAUGGAGAUCUGAGCAGAUCUGGAGCUUCAGACAGAGAAGAAGAGAAAGAGAAGAAGGACUCUGAUCUCAAAGAGAGCACAAAAACAGCAAGUGAUGGAGGAGAUCCAGAGGGUGUGAAGCUGAAUCUGCUUGUGUGUGGGAGUAACAGAGAAUUGAAAUCCUUCAUAUCAAACCUGAUCCUGAAGCAGAGCGAGAGAAGAUCAGAGCUGAGCUCAGAGUGUGUGAGGAGAGACGUGGAGCUUGAUGGACAUCAGAUCAGUCUGGUGGAGCUUCCAGCUCUCAAUCAGCUCUCAGAGGAGGAAGUGACUCUCUGCUGUCUAUCUCUCUGUCAUCCUGGAGUUCAUGUUUUUCUCCUCAUUAUUCCUGAUGCUCCAAUUAAUAAUGAAGACAAAGCAGAAAUAGAGGAGAUCCAGAGGAUUUUCAGCUCAAGAAUCAACAAACACAUCAUGAUUCUCAUAAAGCAGAAUUCAGAGCCUCAGACAGAAGAACUCAAUGAAGAAACACAGUCUCUCAUUGAGAGACCUGGAGGACGACAUCAUUUCAUCGACCUGAACACACAAGUGUCUGCGCUGAUGGAGAAACUGGAGCAGAUGGUUGAGGAAAAUAGUGGUGUUUGUUUCUCCACAGAGACAUUGAUGGAGGCACAGAUGGAAAAACUGCAGAAAUUAGAAGAAAUGAAGAAGAGAGUCCAUUCAUUAGAGACGUGGUUUCAGUCACAAGGUUCAAGAGAAAGAGAAGAUGAACUGAGGAUUGUGCUGCUGGGAAAAACUGGAGCUGGGAAGAGUUCAACUGGAAACACCAUCUUAGGAAGAGAAGCAUUUAUAUCAGACUUUUCUGAAGAGUCUGUAACUAAAGUGUGUCAUCGAGAGAAAGCUGAAAUCAACGGCAGACACAUCACUGUAAUCGACACUCCAGGACUGUUUGAUACUGAACUCAGUACUGAAGAAAUACAGAGAGAAAUCAGCAACAGCAUCUCCAUGAUCCUGCCUGGACCACAUGUGUUUCUCUUACUGAUUCCACUCGGACGAUUCACUCAAGAAGAUAAAACAGCAGUGAAGAUCAUCCAAGAGACUUUUGGAGAAAACUCUUUAAAGUACACCAUAGUGCUGUUUACCAAUGGAGACAAACUGAAGAACAAAACCAUUGAUCAGUUUUUGGGAAAACCUGGAUCUGCUUUGAAUCAGCUGAUUAAAGUGUGUGGAAACAGAUUCCAUGUGUUCAAUAAUGAGACUGAAGACCGAACACAGGUGACUGAUCUACUGCAGAAGAUAGACAACAUGGUGAAAGAGAACGGAGAGAGUUACUACUCAUGUAAGAUGUUCAGAGAGAUGGAGAGAGAAAUACAAGAACAACAGAAGAACAUACUGAUGGAGAAAGUGGAGCAAGUGAACAGAGAAAAAGAAGAACUGAUGAAGAAACAUGAAGAAGAGAAAAAGAAGAUGAAGAUGAAGAUAGAGGAAGAACGACAGAAUCAUGAGAAAGAGAAAAAGAGAAGAGAAGAAGAAUUUAUUGAGAGAGAAGAACGAUAUAAAACAGAGAUAAAUGAAAGAGAAGAACAAGAGAUGAAGAUACGAGAGGAGCUGAAGAGAGAACGAGAGGAGAUGAAGAGAGAACGAGAGGAGAGAAGAAAAGAACGAGAGGAGAGAAGAGAGGAACGAGAGGAAUGG